This is a messenger RNA of Microthlaspi erraticum, 1059 nucleotides long. The record is from the annotation of a GenBank genome assembly. NCBI's taxonomy places the organism in Eukaryota, Viridiplantae, Streptophyta, Magnoliopsida, Brassicales, Brassicaceae.
AUGGAUUUUUGGAUUCCUGAAGACAUCUUAAUCAAUAUCAUAGCUCGUGUGCCUAUAUGCUAUUAUCCCACCAUCUCGCUCGUUUCUAAGCGCUUCAGAUCUCUCGUUGCGUCGCCUGAGAUAUACACGGCACGAUCUUUGUUAGGCUGCACGGAACACUGUCUCUACGCCCUCCUCUAUUCCGUCAACACCAAAGAUUACCGUUGGUACGUUCUCCAUCGGAAGGCCAACGGCAGUCAUCGCUUGGUCCUUAUCCCGUCGAUUCCUCCUAUGUCUUACUCUUACGAAGGAAGCUUUGUCGCUAUAGGCUCGAAGAUAUAUGUCCUAGGUGCACGUUACGGCGACAGUUCGACAUCGAGUGAGCACGUAAUCGACUGUAGAUCUCACAUGGUGAAACCAAUCAUCAGCAUUCCUAUGCAAAUGUAUCCUGCGGUCCCUAGCGUAAUCGACAAGAAGGUUUACGUAAUCGGAGUUUGUAGGUCUAGUAGUCCUCACUCGAAGAUGGUCAUGGUGUUCGAUACGGAAACACAAAUGUGGGAGGAGCCUGUGAUGAUGACAACACAAGACUUGGAGAAGUUGGACUUAGGUUACGUGUCGUCUCGUUUUGUGGUGAUUGGAGAUAAGGUGUACAUGAAAAGUUAUAAGUAUAGCUUCGUUUACGAGCCAAAGGAAGAUAAACUGGAAAUUGAUGAGAUGUUGAAUUUUAAGCGGUGGGAACAUGCGUGUGUUGUUGACGAGGUAUUGUACUACUUUGACUAUGGUAAGAACAAGUUAAGAGCGUAUGAGACAAGGCACAAGUGUUGGGUUGUUGUGAAAGGUUUAGAAGAAUUGUUGGAUGACGCAGGCCCUUCGUGGUGGUCACGUACUGUGAGUUACGGUGGGAAUGUGGCUGUGUUCUUACAUAAAAGAAAAUAUCGGGAUGAAACAACGGAGAUUAGGUGUGUGGAGAUUGCCUUGGAAAGACGUCAACAAGGAGAGAUUUGGGGUAAGGUUGAGUGGUGUGAAGUUGUGCUUGAAGGAGCCUUUACCCUAAUGAAAUCUGUAGCUGUUAUCAUAUAA